Molecule: messenger RNA, 993 nt
Organism: Salarias fasciatus (jewelled blenny)
Lineage: Eukaryota; Metazoa; Chordata; Actinopteri; Blenniiformes; Blenniidae
Product: trace amine-associated receptor 13c-like
Exons: 2
Coding region: 1-993 (330 amino acids)
Biological process (GO): G protein-coupled receptor signaling pathway
Cellular component (GO): membrane
Molecular function (GO): trace-amine receptor activity
Source: RefSeq, a predicted model, not a curated record
AUGGAGCAGCUGGACGAAGGCGAGCUCUGCUUCCCGCAGCUUCUGAACGCCUCCUGCAGGAGGCCAGCGGAGCGGCGUGGAGCGCCGGACACCGUCCUCUACAUCCUGCUGAGCAGCGUCUCUCUUUCCACCGUGACUCUCAACCUGCUGGUCAUCAUCUCCAUCUCCCACUUCAGGCAGCUCCACACGCCCACUAACCUCCUCCUCCUGUCUCUGGCCGUCUCAGACUUCCUGGUCGGCCUCCUGCUGAUGCCGGGGCGGAUCCUCCGGCUGGACGGCUGCUGGUAUCUGGGGGACGUGGCGUGCGGCGGCUUUUACUUCGCCUCCUUCGUCCUCACCUCGGCCUCGGUGGGAAACAUGGUGCUGGUGUCCAUCGACCGAUACGUCUCCAUCUGCGACCCGCUGAGCUACCCGUCCAGAGUCACCCGGACCAGGGUGAAGGUCUGCAUCUGCCUGUGCUGGACCUGCUCUCUGGUUUAUAACGGCGCCAUUCUGCACGACUUCCUGCGGCGCCCGGACAGGCACAACUCCUGCUACGGCGAGUGCAACAUUCGGAUCAGCGCCGUCAGCCGGGUGGUGGACAUGGCGCUGACCUUCGUCGGGCCCAUCCUGGUCAUCGUGGCUCUGUACCUGAGGGUCUUCGGCACGGCGGCGUCUCAGCUGCGAGCCAUCCGCUCUCAGAUCGCCGCCGUCACCCUGCAGCCUGCGGGCCUGCAUGUGAAGCGCUCCAGCAGGAAAGCCGCCACGGCCGUCAGUGUGGUGGUGCUCGUCUUUCUCAUCUGUUUCCUCCCUUUUUUCUCUGCCACUCUGAUACCGUCCACCUCCUCGGCCAGCACAGCCUUCUACAUCUUCGGCAUCUGGCUGCUCUACUCUAACUCCCUCUUCAAUCCACUCAUCUACGCUUUCUUCUACCCCUGGUUCAGGAGGUGUGUGAAACUCACGUUUUCACUUCAGAUCCUGCAGCCCGGCUCCUCUGACACCAACAUCCUGUAG